Messenger RNA from Nematolebias whitei (Rio pearlfish), 1216 nucleotides. Its product is annotated as E3 ubiquitin-protein ligase Siah2-like. Gene Ontology annotation, biological process: multicellular organism development; proteasome-mediated ubiquitin-dependent protein catabolic process. Gene Ontology annotation, molecular function: ubiquitin protein ligase activity; ubiquitin conjugating enzyme binding; zinc ion binding. The transcript is spliced from 5 exons. NCBI's taxonomy places the organism in Eukaryota, Metazoa, Chordata, Actinopteri, Cyprinodontiformes, Rivulidae. Gene Ontology annotation, cellular component: cytoplasm. Bases 1 to 756 code for a protein of 251 amino acids. The record is from RefSeq and is a predicted model, not a curated record.
AUGGUUGUGUACAGAGGAGUGGGCGGAGCCUACAGCCCAGCAUCAUCAGAGAGCAGACCCAGUGAACUGGGCCCUGCUGGCAGUCUGCGUUUCAGGAACCAUCUUCAGAUCUUAUUUGAAGUUCUGUUUGAAGGUCUGAUGAAGCUGAAGGUCCGAUUUGUCAGAACCGUGCACAUCGAACGGUACUCGUCGGCCGGCUGCCUGCUGGCGCUGCACCACAGCGAGAAACCGGACCACGAGGAGGUGUGCGAGUUCCGGCCGUACACCUGUCCCUGUCCCGGCGCCACCUGCAAGUGGCACGGCUCGCUGGAGGCCGUCAUGCCUCACCUGAUGCACGCCCACAAGUCCAUCACCACGCUGCAGGGCGAGGACAUCGUGUUCCUGGCGACGGACAUCAACCUGCCCGGCGCCGUGGACUGGGUCAUGAUGCAGUCCUGCUUCAGCCACCACUUCAUGCUGGUUCUGGAGAAGCAGGAGAAGUACGAAGGACACCAGCAGUUCUUCGCCGUCGUCCUCCUCAUCGGCACCCGCAAGCAGGCCGAGAGCUUCGCCUACCGCCUGGAGCUGAACGGCAACCGGCGCCGGCUCACCUGGGAGGCCACGCCCCGCUCCAUCCACGACGGCGUGGCGGCGGCCAUCUUGAACAGCGACUGCCUGGUGUUCGACACGUCCGUGGCUCACUUGUUCGCCGACAACGGGAACCUGGGCAUCAACGUCACCAUCUCCAUGUGCUGGAGAGACCACCAGAACCUUUAGAACCCGGCAGCAGGGAGGCUCAGACCCGCGGGAGGUCUGGUUGGUUUCUGAUCAUCGGGAAGAAACGGUUGAACUCUCGAGAAGAAACCUGGAGAAGCUCCCAGAGGCGGGCCUUUAUCAGAUCCUCAGAGCUUGGACCUUCAGAACCAGGAAGGUUCUAAUGUAUCGGACUUCCUGUGGCCUUCACAGCAUCUUUGCAAUAAUCUGGUCUGGUUUCACCAGCAGAGUCCAGGUCCUGGUUCCGUACUGGGUCAUGAAAGAACAGGAAGUAAUGGAAAAAUGAGCAUGGAGUUCUGAGUGUCGAUAAAACGGGUCCAGAACCAACCAGGACUGAAACCACACCGUCGACCCGGGCCCUUUACUGGACCUGUCCAGCUCCAGAGGUUCUGUUCAGAUAAAAACUGGGACAAACCUACAGAAACGGGUUCUGGUUCCUCACGGCGGUUCUGUUUGGAUUAAA